Astyanax mexicanus (Mexican tetra) is the source of this 2157-nucleotide messenger RNA. It is a transcript of the gene pold2, whose product is annotated as polymerase (DNA directed), delta 2, regulatory subunit. The coding region runs from base 184 to 1584 and encodes 466 amino acids. Gene Ontology annotation, molecular function: DNA binding. Gene Ontology annotation, biological process: DNA strand elongation involved in DNA replication; DNA replication. Gene Ontology annotation, cellular component: delta DNA polymerase complex. The transcript has 11 exons. The record is from RefSeq and is a predicted model, not a curated record. NCBI's taxonomy places the organism in Eukaryota, Metazoa, Chordata, Actinopteri, Characiformes, Acestrorhamphidae.
CUGAGGCGGUGCGAUAUUUAGCGGGAGAUCCUGAAGUUGCCGUGUGUUUGUGUUUCUCUGUUUGUUUAUGUUUAUUUAUUAAUUUAUAGCUGUGUGUGUGUCCUAUAAACUGUCAGCACUUUUACAGUAAAGGACCUAACCCACUGUACAAGAGAGUCCUGAACCCCGAAACCGUUUUCGGUCAUGUUCUCGGAUAUUACGGAGCAGAAGGAGACCCUGCUGGCUCCUCCAGGAACGGAGAGGCCGGUGUUCUCCCGGGAUGAGCGCACGUACAGCGGCUGCAGUGAGGGCUUCGGGCUGGGGGAGCGCAGCUUCCAGCGGCAGUACGCGCACAUGUACGCCGCCAGACUGAUGCAGAUGCGCGGCAUCCUGAAGGACAGAGCCGAGCAGAAGUGGGGUACUGACAUACCAAUCAAGAAGCUCUGUGAUCUGCAGAUGGGUGAACAGUGUGUGAUCGUGGGCACCAUAUUCAAGCACAUGGAGCUGCAGCCGUCCAUACUGAAGGAGAUCAGCGAGGAGCACAACCUGCUGCCCCAGCCGCCUCGUGCCAAAUACAUCAGCCAGUCAGACGAGCUGAUUCUAGAGGAUGAGCUGCAGAGGAUCAAACUGGAGGGCAAAAUCGAAACAGCCAAGUUUGUUACUGGGAGUGUGAUUGCGAUUAUGGGCGCAGAGAAGAAUGAUGGUAAAUUUACAGUAGAGGAUUACUGCUUCGCUGACCUUCCUCCACAAGCUCCCAGAGAGCCUCUGAACUCAGAUCGGUUUGUGCUCCUGGCUUCUGGCCUGGGAUUGGGUGGUAGUGGAGCAGACAGCAUGCUGGGACUGCAGCUGCUGAUUGACAUGGUCACAGGUCACCUUGGGGAUCUGGGAGAGCAGAGCGGGGCAGCUUCCAUCUCUCAUGUUCUGCUGGCUGGAAACCUUCUCAGUCAGAGCACACAGGACAAAGACUCCACCACCAAGGCAAAAUAUCUUACUAAAAAGACACAGGCCGGCAGUGUGGAGGCCAUCAGGCUGCUGGAUGAACUGCUAGUUCAGUUAGUGGCCUCUGUACCAGUCGAUGUAAUGCCAGGAGAGUACGAUCCCACUAACUACACUCUGCCCCAGCAGUCUCUACACCGCUGUAUGUUUCCUCUAUCUGUGCCUUAUCCCACCCUACAGCUUGUCACCAACCCUUACCAGGCCGUGAUGGACGGAGUCCGUUUUCUGGGCACAUCAGGUCAGAAUGUGAGUGACAUUGUGAAGUACAGCAACAUAGAUGAUCACCUGGAGAUCCUAGAGAACACAAUGCGUCUCCGCCACCUCGCCCCCACUGCCCCGGACACACUGGGUUGUUACCCAUUCUACCAGCAGGAUCCAUUCAUUAUGGCAGAGUGCCCUCAUGUGUACUUUAGUGGAAAUGCACCGGCGUACCAGUCCAAACGCAUUAAAGGACCAGAAGGCCAGGAUGUGCUGCUGGUGGCCAUUCCAGAAUUCAGCAGUACGCAGACAGCCUGUCUGGUAAAUCUGCGCACACUCGAAUGUGAGCCAAUUAGCUUCUCCACCUUCUCCACUGAGGAUGACGAUGAGGAGAUGAACAUCAGCCACUGAGCUUCCACAUAAUCCUUGCAACGUGUGCAACUUUUGUAGAAUGUUUAACAAGAAAACCCUGUUCAAAAAGCAUAUUUCUUUCAUAGAGAAUCUAUUGAAUGCUUGUUGAGACGAAGUAAGAUUUGACUCCAUGGCUGUCUUGGUCACCUUAAUAACCAUAGUUAAUGUAAGUCCAGCAGAAAUAUAUAUAUUUUUCUCUUUCACACUGCCGGUCAUAAGCUUCAGGCAGCUUUGGUAAGAGUAUUUUCAUGCUUCUGUUUUCUAUUUUUUCUUGAACAAUGUUAUUUAUGUAGCUUUCUUUCAAACAAUAAGAUACAGAAGGAACUGUCUACAUAUAAUCUCAGACUGUCUUGUCCGUACUAGACUGUCUGUAAAUGGUUAAACGACGCAGAGCACAGAAAAUAGAUAAGCCUUUAUUGGAUGGAAAAAUGACAGCCCUUUUCCCUCUAGUCAUUCAACCAUGAGGACACUUUUCAGACAAAUCGGUCCUGUACAUGAUGUCGAGUUUGACAAGUAAAGAAAGGAUUGCUUAUUUGUAUGAAAGAAAUGUAAAUAAAGUCACUUUUGUAUAAA